This is a messenger RNA of Dermatophagoides farinae (American house dust mite), 2933 nucleotides long. Lineage: Eukaryota; Metazoa; Arthropoda; Arachnida; Sarcoptiformes; Pyroglyphidae. The record is from RefSeq and is a predicted model, not a curated record.
AUGAAAAAAAAAAUUUUGUUUUUUUUACAUAUUAAUUAUACUGGUAAUGGUUUCUGUUUUCCUUCCAAAUAUUCACAGAUUGAUUUAAAUGUCAACUAUAAUAAAGAAAAUAAAAUUCGUCCACAAUCCGUUCGAUUGUUAAAUGAUGAUACGAUUAAUCAUCAACACCAUAAUGGUCAAUUUCAAUACUCUACUUCUUCCCCUCCUCGUCAUCGUCGUCCAUCAUCAUCAUCAUCAUCAUCGGUUAUUGAAGAAGAAGAAAUAAUUGAAGAAGAACCAGAAAAUGGUCAACCGAAUAGUCAACCAAAUAAUCUUCAAUCGAAUAAUAAUAAUAAUAAUUAUUAUUAUCAUUCAACUAAUACGGCUAAUUUGAUGCCCGUAUUACCACCAUUUCCUACAAAUGAAGAAUUACAAUUAUGCCAUAAUUAUCACAACAAUUUGAUACCGACAUUUUUACUUAUGUAUCGUGCACAUUGUCAACGUAUAUUGGAUGCAAUUGUACGUGCCAAUUUUGAUGAAGUACAUACACUUGUAUAUCAUUUUUGGCAACAAAUACCUACACAUCUUACACCUGUAAUGAAUAGCCAUUUAUUUAUCAAUCUAUUGGCCAUAUGCGAUAUUCGUCUAUAUAGAACAAUAAUUAAAAUUGUUUCAAUGACAUUUGUACAACCACUUUCACAAAUAGCUUAUGGUCAAUUAGAACAUUUUGCUGCUGCAUAUGAUUCCGUUUUACAGGCUGCUUUACCACGUGAAAAUGUUCUAUUGAUUCAGAUUAAAUUAGAAUUGGCCAGACAUUUUAUCGUAUUGAUCAAAUGUCUAUUAAGACAUUGUCGUCUAUUUCAUACGUUACAGAAUCAAUUAUUCAAUAAUUGCCAUAAUAGCGUAGUAGGAAAUCUACUUAAACAAUUACAUCAAGAUUGGAUGCGAAUCGAUUUGAAUAAUCUUUGUGAUAAAAUUAUUGAAAUUUAUUAUAAAACCGGAACGAUCAAUUAUUUGAGCGGAACAACAACAAUUUAUCCAACAAAUGUGUAUGAAAAAUUACAUAAAUUAUUAUAUAAAUAUUUUUCUGAAUUUAAAUUAUUGGUUGCCAAUAUGGUUGAUUGUACUCAAUUAUUGGAUUGGUUUGAAACUACAUGGAACGGAUCGAUGAGAAUCUAUUUUCAACAUCGACAACAACAAGCCCAGGAAGAGCAUUCAGCAACAACUUUUUUCGACACUGAUUUUGCUCGCCAUUUUCUAAUCAUUUGGACAUUUGUUAAAUGGCAGAUUAUACAAGAAAUGAUCAAAAUAAAAGCUUCAAGUCAUGAUUUAUUCAUAACUUUUGGUGGACUAUUCGAUGAUUUUUGUAUUUAUAAAAUCAAGGACAUUUAUUUUGAUCAUUGUGUUAAAUGGUUUUAUGCAAAUGCAGCAAUGAAUUCUAAACCAUCGUGGCCACAAAAUCAUUGUUAUGAUCCUAUGGAAUUGAUUCACCAUACAACAUCAUUGGCAAGUAAUCUAGCUAGCCAACAACAACAACAACAACCAAAUUCGGAUCAAUUUAUUGAAACAUUUAGCGAUGGUAAUACAUCAUCUGGCACAGGUUCAAGUUUUUGUUCGAAUAAUGGCUGCAGUGACAACAACCAUUAUCAUCAUCAUCAUCACCAUCAACAUUAUCAUCAAAAUCCAUAUCAAACGAAUAUAAUUUAUCCAGAAGUUGAUGGCUAUGCCAGUACAUCUUGUACGACUGAACAACAGCAACAUCAACAGUAUAGGAAUAAUAAUAAUCAUAAUCAUCAUUAUACCCAGCAAUAUCAAACAAGACAAGAUAGUUUAAUUUGUUUUUCAAUGAAUUUUCAUGCCAAUUCUAUUCAGGUAAUGGCAGCACCUUCAUCAUCAUCAUCAUCAUCAUCAAUAACGGCUACUGGUAUUGGUGAUGUAUGUCCAACACCGAUAACACCAACAACAACAACAGCGACAACAGAAACCACAUCACCAUCAACAUCAAUAAAUGAAUCACAACAUCCUCAUUAUCAAUACCAUAAUCAUCAUCAUCAUCAUUACCAUAGACAAUAUCAAACAUCAAACAAUAAUAUCCCUGUGAAUGUGGAUACAUCACCAACAACAAUUACAACAUCAACGAAUAUAGGUCAACAAACAUCAUCAUCAUCAUCAUCAAUGGCCAAUAAUGGUAAAUCGAUACGAUAUUAUUUCACAACGGAAAAUUGUCAAAAUAUUUACAACACUAAUAACAGCAAUAAUAAUAAUAAUAAUCGUUGAAAUUAAUAUGACACACACACAGACAGACAACAUCGCAAACAUAAAAUUGAAAGUUUUUAUUUGGUCUAUGGAAAAAAAAUGUUUUUUUGUUUCUUCUAUAUUUAUUAUAUCAUUGUUUUUUAUCGAUCCAAACGGAUUGAUCGAUGUCAUAUAUCGUAAGGUUAUAUGUAUGAUGUGUGUGUGUGUGGAGAGAGAGAGAGACAGAGCUGUGAAAUGUGUAUUUAUAUGUGAAAAAAGUAGUAAUAUUAAUAAAACAAAAGAAAUAAAUUACCUUGACCCAAAAAUAUUGACCAACACACACACACACACACACACACACAUAUAGCCAAAACAAUGAUCUGAUGAUGAUGAUGACAAUGAUGACACAUGACCUUGUCUCCGGUUUUAAUUUAAUGAAACACAAAAUGAAUUUUUCUGCUUUUGAUUUCCAUUCUAAUAAUAAGUAAUAAUAUUAUUCAGUGAAAAAAAAAUUGGCUGUCAAGAUUUUUCAAUUUUAUUGAUGAGAUCAUGACUACUGAAUCACUCGUAUUCAACAUUAUUCUUCUCUCUCUCUCUCUCUCUCUCUCUCUCCAUGCAAUCUCUCUCUCUCUCUCUUUGUUUGUUGUUUCUGAAUCACAAUAUAUAUUGAUCGGAUUAAUUUUCAUUAAUAAUCAAUCAAAAUACCAUAUAGAUAAUAU